Anopheles marshallii is the source of this 1485-nucleotide messenger RNA. It is a transcript of the gene not, whose product is annotated as ubiquitin carboxyl-terminal hydrolase nonstop. Bases 1 to 1485 code for a protein of 494 amino acids. Gene Ontology annotation, biological process: protein deubiquitination. The transcript has 5 exons. The record is from RefSeq and is a predicted model, not a curated record. Gene Ontology annotation, molecular function: zinc ion binding; cysteine-type deubiquitinase activity. NCBI's taxonomy places the organism in Eukaryota, Metazoa, Arthropoda, Insecta, Diptera, Culicidae.
AUGGGUGAUACGGGCUGCGUACACUUUGGAUCCUACGUGAAGGAAUACGGGUACGAUUCGUACAGUGUGGUGCACGCAUACUUCAGUGCCUGCAUCAGCAAGGAGGCACGUCGUCGGAAGGCCCUGUCCUGUCUCUGUUACAAGUGUGGAAGUUCCGGCCCUCAGCUGUACUCCUGUCUGCACUGUAUUUACUUCGCAUGCAAAGGAGCGCACAUUAACGAGCACUACAAGCACACGAAACACUUCAUGGCGCUGGAGCUGUGCUACGGGAUGCUGUACUGCUACCAGUGUCGGGAUUUUAUCUACCACAGCAAAUGCCAGGCCAUCGCCGAACGGCACCUACGACGGGAGGCUCGCACCCUUGACAAAAGCCUAUCCUGGCGGCCCUGGAGCCCAUCGAGAGUGGAAAUCGAGCUGCUGCUAAAGAACCCCAAGCGAAGGCACGUGACGGCUCUCACAAGCAUCGGGUUGCGCGGUUUGCUAAACCUAGGCUCGACCUGUUUCAUGAACUGUAUCGUGCAGGCCCUCAUCCAUACGCCGCUGCUGCGCGAUUAUUUCCUCGCCGAGCUGCACGAAUGCACGGCGAAAACGGCCGCCAAAUGUCUGGUGUGUGAAGUGUCGCGUCUGUUUCAGGAGUUUUACUCCGGUGCCCGUGGUCCGCUAUCGUUGCACCGGUUGCUGCAUCUGAUAUGGAACCACGCACGGCAUUUGGCGGGAUACGAGCAGCAAGAUGCACACGAGUUCUUUAUCGCUACGCUGGACGUGUUGCACCGGCACUGCACGCUAGCGAUGUCGACGGCUGCUUCUCCUGCUGCAACAACGGGCACAACCACUGCCACCAACACGACAAACAGCGGCCAAAACCAAUCUUCCGAUCCUAAUCCGACUCAGUGUAAUUGUAUUAUUGAUCAGAUUUUUACUGGUGGCUUGCAGAGCGAUGUAGUGUGCCAGGCGUGCAAAGGCGUUUCUACCACGAUCGAUCCAUUCUGGGACAUUUCGCUCGAUCUAGGCGAAUCCUCGAACGGACAGUCCCUGAUCGACUGCCUGGAGCGGUUCACCCGGGCAGAACAUCUUGGUUCGAGUGCAAAGAUCAAGUGCAACACAUGCAACAGCUAUCAGGAAUCGACGAAGCAACUGUCCAUGCGCACGCUACCGAUAGUGGCAAGCUUCCACCUGAAGCGCUUCGAACACUCUAGUCUGAUCGAUAAGAAAAUUUCCACCUUCAUCUCAUUCCCUGCCGAGCUGGACAUGACACCGUUUAUGUCGCAGAAAAACGAUACGGCCGACUUCCGAUAUUCGCUGUACGCUGUCAUCAACCACGUCGGGACGCUCGAUGCGGGUCACUACACGGCGUACGUGCGACACCAGAAAGACAUUUGGGUCAAGUGCGAUGACCACAUUAUAACCACUGCCACACUCAAGCAGGUCUUGGACAGCGAAGGCUAUCUUCUUUUCUACCACAAGAAAAUACUGGAGUACGAGUGA